Symbiodinium sp. CCMP2592 is the source of this 3942-nucleotide messenger RNA. The record is from the annotation of a GenBank genome assembly. NCBI's taxonomy places the organism in Eukaryota, Dinophyceae, Suessiales, Symbiodiniaceae.
AUGGCGGGGUGCCGUCCUGGGCCUUCGGCUCCCGGGGCCGAUGGCGAGAGCGAGCAGGCGCCGCUUGCGCCGCUCGCUGGGAGGAGGCAGCGUGUCCGGGAGCGAUUGUCCGCUUUGAGCAUGUGGCUGACAGUGAAGACCGAGCCGUCGAAUUCCGGUGGCACGGCCGGCUCUGCAGCCCAUGCCAGAGAGGCCCAGGCCCCUCCCUCAGCCCCGGGCUCCCCAGUCUCGGCGCGUGCGUCCUUGGAGACUCCACCGGCAUCUCCCGCGUCGGACCCGGAGGCACUUUGGCAGGAUCUUUGGGAAUCCAUCAGUGCCAGUGGCUUCCGAGAUGAGCGCAGUGCCAUGUCCCAUGCAUGUGAGAUGUGGCGGCGUCCUUCAAAGAAGAGCUUUUGGUCGAGAUUCGCCCGAGCUGGUCCUUCUCAGGCACAGCAUAGGGAUUGGGAGCGAGUGAGCAUGGCUGUGCGCGCUGGAGUCCCGCAAGCCUUGCGAUGUGCUGUUUGGACGACCUGCAGCGGUGCUGCCGGGAAGAAGACCAAAGUGGCUUCCGAGCUCGGCCAAGAGGCGGACGCGCUGUAUCCGUCCUUCGUAUCGCAGGGCUUGAACUUGCGAAAUGAAGCUUCGGGGGUCAUCGAUGUUGACGUCCCGCGUACAGGCUGUGUAGAAGCACUGCUGGAACCCCUGCGCCGGGUUUUGCUGGCCUUUGCCGCAAAGAACCCCCAAAUAGGAUACUGCCAGUCCAUGAACUUCAUUGUGGCAACCCUUCUCGAGUGCUGCGACGAGGAGAGCGCGUUUUGGAUUCUGUGCAGCCUUGUGGAGGACAUGCUCCCGGAGAACUAUUACACGCGGAACAUGAUCGGUGUUCGUGUUGACAUGAUGGUGCUCAACUCCUUAGUGAUGCGCCACCUCCCAACUCUACACGCGCACUUCCUUCAGCAUGAAGUCGACCUUUCGCCCGUCACAAUGGGCUGGUUCCUGUGUUUGUACGUGAACACAUUACCGAAUCCCAGCCUGCACCGGGUGCUGGAUUCUCUACUCCACGAGGGGUCGAAGGUCCUCUUCCGAACUGCGCUUGCCAUCCUUCAUGGCUUGGAACCUCAAUUACUGAAUGCUCAAAGCUUGGCAAAAGUCUACGAGGUCUUGCGAAGCCCAGCAUGCCCUGAGGCGGAGCUGCUAAACACCAUGUAUGGAUCCUGGCUAAACUGUCUCUCCAUGGAUUCCGUGGUUGACCUUCGGAGUCAGCACCUGAAGGAUGUUCUCGAGCAGGAUGCCAUGGUGGAGGCCCGGCGCGCAGAGCUGCGAGCACGCCGCGAGAGCGACGGCCCAGGCCCAGGUCUGGUGGUGCCGAUCGAUACUGGUAGCGAUGAAUCCUUGUCACCCCUGAGGAACUUAGAAAGUUUCCCGAAGAUGGCUCCGGCGGCACGCGGCAGAGAACGUGGCCAGUUUGCCAAGGGCUUCCUUGCCACCCUACUGGUUGCGGCCCUGUGGGCCGCGAGCAGUGCAGUCUCAGGUGCCGUUACCUUUGUGACCGGCGCAGUUCGGAGUACACCCGAUGCUCGCAGCCUUGUCGCUCGAGAGGGUGGUCGCGACUGGCAUGCGGGUAACGUGAUGAAGAAGAUUGAUUUCAAGGCAGCAGCAGCGCAAGCUCAAGCGCGCAAAAAGAAGAAGGCAGAGAAGGGUGACGGCAAGAAGGAGGUCAUCGAGCGACCCAAGCGCUUCGAGUCCAGCCCUGUCUACUACAAGGGAGAGCAGGUCGCCACGCUGAACGGCACCAUGUCGGAGUUCAAGGUCGACAUCUGGAGCGGUGCUCACCCUGCAUGGCAGGGCAAGAAGGGCAAGGUUCUCCUUGACAACUCUGCGCUCACGAAGUUCCAGGAAAAGUUCGGAAUGGCGGCAGAUGUCUAUGGUGAGCAAGGAAUGGAGCAGGUGAAGGCAAACGAGGAGCUGAAGAAGAAGCAGGAGGAUGGGAUGCUUCCAGACACGGCAAUCGAUUGUCUCCCUCUGCCAACGCCCUACGCGCCCUGCACCGAUUUUCAAGCGGAUCUGGUCAUCGGCUUCUCAGACUUGGAAAAUGCUCUUUUAGCUUCGGAAGCUGAAGAUGAGCACACGGGGAAGCUUGCCAAGAGGCAAGGCCUCAAGGGGCAAGCAGAAGCAGAAGCCUCACUCUGGGAAGCCAGGAAUGGUUUCAAGAAGAGCGCGAAAGGAACCGGUAAGGGCAAAUCGAAGGCUAGCAAAGGAGAGAAAGAUGUGAAGGCAGAGAACAGAGGGGUGAAGCGAAAGGCAGAAGACGAGCAGAAAGAAGAAGAGCAGAAGCAGGGCAAGAAGGUGCUGACGCCGAAGAAAAAGCGAAAGCUAGAGGUCACCAAGCUGUACGGUGAGUUGAUCAAUCCAGGGAGGACGAGGAAUGCUGAGGUCGUCGUCAACGACAUUCUUGAGAUUCUUCGAAAACGCACUUCCAACAAGCUCGCUGACUACUGUUCUACAAACGUCGGCGCGCGUGUCAUAGAGGCAUGCCUGAAAUGGGGAAGCAAGCCCCAGAGGCGAGAGCUGCUGACGCACUUCAAGGAGAGCCUCCCGAAGAUGGCACAAGACCGCUACGGGCAUCAGGUUGUUUUAAAGUUGCUGCUCUACUCCUCCAAGACCUCUACAUCAAGGAAGCCUACGGAAGAGGAGAGAAAGGCCCAGUUGAAGAAUCUGAGGGAGAUCUUGGAUCAAUUCACCGGUAAGAAUCUGCAUGCCACCUUCUAUCACCGCUUCGGCUGUAAGGUCAUCAAUGGCAUUUACUUCUCCACGGCCGUCAGAGCCGCCGACAAACGGAGGAUACUUCACAGCAUAGCCGUUCCACAGGCAGUGGCGUUGCUCCGGCCCGAACUGCCCAGCAGCAAGCCGUUGCGGCAGUUGCUCCAUGCGGAGGACCUCACAGAGCAACACAGGAAAGACAUCGCACAACAUCUCGAAGAAGCUGUCGAGAAGGCUGUCGAGAAGGAGCUUCUCGGCUACGACAUUGUGCACCUGCUCUUUCAGGCGGUGUGCGAAGUCGCCUCCGAUUCGCAGUUGACUCAGCUGGCGGAGCAGUGCAUGGACGGCGCCGCGUACCUGCUUUCCUCUAAGCCUGGUGCAGAGGCCUUGUUGAGACUCCUCGGUGUGGCGAAUGCCAAGCAAAGAAAGGCAUUCUGCAAGGAUUUGAAAGGCAAGUUCGCCCCCUUGGCAAUGAAUUCCGUGGAUUACGUGGUCAUGAUUCGCCUUGCCACAACCGUGGAUGACACGGUGAUGCUCUCGAAGACCAUGAUAGCUGAGUGGACCAAGGACAUGGCCGACCUUUGCUUUGACAAGUACGGUCACAAAGUCUUGGCCUGGAUCCUUCAGCCAAAUGACAAGCACCUUUUCUCCCCCUACGAGUGCCAGUGCGCCGCCCUACCGUCGCCCACGUCGUUGAAGGCCGCCGAGACCCGGCGCCAGGAGCUUCUGCGGCAUCUGAAGCCGGCCGUCUGCAGCGCUUUGCUCAAGGCCCCACUGAAGGCUGCGGGUGACAAGUAUGCGAAGGACCUCCUCGCCGCUUAUCUGGCAGCCGAUUGGGAUCAGAAGCUCGUGGAGGCUCUUCUGGCAUCCGCUCAGAAGGAGGCCUCUGGCGAGGACCUGGGCUCGAUGAACGACGGCACGGUGGUCAACACCUUUCUUGUCUUGAUGAAGCUCGAUCCGGACAAGGGGAAGAAGCUGGCGCAACCCCUGUGGGAACGAUGUCUGCAGUCCCAGUUGGUCAAGGCUAGCACCAGCCGCUGCUCCUUCUUGCUCCUCGCCAUGCUGAAAAGUGGCGAUGAUCUGAAGCGGUCGAUUCUUGCGGCCGUGAGGGCCAAGAAGGAAGCUAUCGAGAAGGCCGUGUCGUCUGCCGAGGCAUCGGGCCUCCAAGUCGCCGGAGCUCGGAAACUCCUGGCUGAGGUUUAG